CUGUUCCAAGGGAAAGACGACGACAAAGGAUCCAGAGCUGAAGCCCGAGCUUCCACCCGUACAACAACUGUUCUUGAACCCGAGCACGAGGUCGAGCCGGACCUGAACGGUCCGGUGCUCCCCCAGCCGACUACCCCAACUCUCGCGAAGUACUCCACCACGACCUCCAAACUUCGAGUCGUCACGCGCGAUAUCGCCCAGUCGACGUUGCAGCGCCUCAUCGACGGCUACGAUGACAAGCCCGGCGGCGGCUACCCUGCUGAAUUCCGGCAAGACGGCUGCCUAGUUGUGCAGAAGAAGCGUAUCUGGAACGCAAAUACCGACAAAGACGCUCCCUGA
Messenger RNA from Colletotrichum karsti, 339 nucleotides. RefSeq lists its product as uncharacterized. The record is from RefSeq and is a predicted model, not a curated record. The transcript has a single exon. NCBI's taxonomy places the organism in Eukaryota, Fungi, Ascomycota, Sordariomycetes, Glomerellales, Glomerellaceae.